AUGCUGAGAAAUUGUUUAAAAAAACUGGGAAAUUAUCGAGCAAAAUGUACAAUAAAGACUUUACACACGCCUGUUUACAAGACGAAAAAUCUUCAGGUACUCAGAGAUGUACUCUCCGGUAUAAAGCUGUUGGAUAAAAUAAUAUCGUCAUCCUCUUACAACAAGACAUUAAUAUAUGAACCCAAAUAUAAAUCAAAGCCGCAAGUCGUUAGUUCACAGGACACCAUGAGACUGCAGAACGUUCUUCGAGAGUUCUUGGAUUCAUUACAGGUAGAUGAGGUUACUAAUACAGAACUUCAACUAGAUAGCUCUCGAAAGUUGGGAAAAGUUGGUCUUCAGCUAUUCUUGGAUUGCACUCGCGAUAACUUGACACUAAAUUCGACAUCUUUGGCAUCUUCAUUACUGGAGUAUUAUUUUAAAUAUCCCGAAAGAGAAGUAGUUAGUGGUAUCGAAAUUGGGUUACAAUAUAUUAGGGGUUUUCUCGAGCAAAAUAAAAUAAUGGUGAAAGGGCAAAACGAUAUCGAUGCCCUAGUGGACCAGUUUACUAUGUCAUCUUUAGAUAGUCAAAGCGUAAAGAAUGUCUUACGAGCCGUCAAUUACCAACUAUUCUCAGACGAUAUUGUUCGAGUCAUAAAUGGCAAUAAAACAUACGAUGAGAUUGAUGUCUCCAAAGGUUGGAAAUAUCCCGCCGGUAUAUUAGAUACCAAUGAAGCGUACCUAAGAUCUCUAGAGUUGCCUAACAAGAAAUUAGUUUCCGUUGAUAAGAAAAUGCUGGUUCUCAUGUAUGACGGAACACUACGAGACGCCAGUAAGAUUUUACCCACUAUAACGUAUGCGCGAAACUUGAAGAAGUCUGUUCUUUUGAUUGUCAGUGGAGAUUGCACAGGUGAUGCACUGACAUCGAUUACGAUCAACAAUAACAGGAAUAAGAGAGAAAACAACGAGAGCCGAACAAUUAUCAUGAAGUACUCAGAAAAAGCAAACAAAAACCUAGCAUUACAAGAAAACCACGAUUUCAUAAAAUUCUUACGGUUGCCUUGUGGAUAUGAUAGCAUUUACUCUCCCGAGUACAGUCCAUUGGUGCCAAGCAAAAUGUGUGCAGACAAAUAUUAUGGCAAUGUUGAGUCUAUGAAGGCAACCACAGGUGAGGCGUUUUUAUAUAAUGCAAUUGAUUUCGAAUCAAACCAAAACGAAGCUUCACAGUCUUUCCUGCAGCAGACAGUUACCUUAAAAAUUGGCGGGCAUAAUGAAGUCGAAAUCGACCAGAGAAGAAACACACUGGAAAACUUCUUGAAUAACAGCUUAUGCCAUGGGCUAGCCAAAGGGUUCAUUCCCAGCCAUGGUAUAUCUUUACUAAAGGCGGUUCCAGGCUUGAGCAGGCUGAAAGCUAACGAACCCGAUUUUAUGACCAAGCUGGGAGUAGAUGCUGUAUUAUCCGCCGUUGUUCUCCCAUCCGAGGUUGCGUUUAAGAAUGCGUGCGGAUAUAAUUAUUACGAAAUUAGCAAUCUAAUAGCCGAAACUAUAAACGAAAACUCAUUCCAACUAGCCAAAUUUUCUUCUACUUCAAACCUGGUGGAUACUACAAAAGCUGGGCGCUUAGAGCCAUGGAACAAAAUGGACUCAUGUUUGGCCAGCAUAGCAACGUUCAUCAAAUUGCUUACCAGCUGUAAUACCAUUGUCACUUGUAUAUACGAAAAGCCCGAAAAACGCACAGCCUAG
This is a messenger RNA of Saccharomyces eubayanus, 1719 nucleotides long. RefSeq names its product Tcm62p (gene TCM62). NCBI's taxonomy places the organism in Eukaryota, Fungi, Ascomycota, Saccharomycetes, Saccharomycetales, Saccharomycetaceae. Gene Ontology annotation, molecular function: ATP-dependent protein folding chaperone; protein-folding chaperone binding. The transcript has a single exon. Gene Ontology annotation, cellular component: mitochondrial matrix; mitochondrial inner membrane. Bases 1 to 1719 code for a protein of 572 amino acids. The record is from RefSeq and is a predicted model, not a curated record. Gene Ontology annotation, biological process: protein import into mitochondrial intermembrane space; protein refolding; apoptotic mitochondrial changes.